AUGUUGGCGAAACUAUGGAAGUAUCCUCUUAUCAAAACAUGUGUUGCUGGUGCGAUGGGAUAUUUUGCAUGUGAAUUGGUGGAUUCAGUGGACUCGAGCCCCAUGCUUGAUGAAAAUGAAGAAUGGCGAGAGAAGCGUUCACGUUUUUAUGAAACGUAUUUUAAAAUAACCGAAAUAGCUGGCAAACGGCGUUAUAUUGAAGAAGAUUAUCGACAGAGCAUUCCCUCUGGAUCGUAUUUGAGAUGUGCGGUUGAUUCGCUGGAAAAGGCGCAUCGCAUUAUUGGCUUCGAUAGCGAUGAUAAAUUACGUAGGAAAAUUUUGCGUAAGGCACAUCGUUACGCAAUCAAAGCAAUGUGCAACGAAAAAAAUGAGGAAUUGCGGCAGAAAGCACACAAAUGGUACGAAUUCUCGAAUUUACAUAAGUGA
This is a messenger RNA of Gongylonema pulchrum, 426 nucleotides long. The record is from the annotation of a GenBank genome assembly. NCBI's taxonomy places the organism in Eukaryota, Metazoa, Nematoda, Chromadorea, Rhabditida, Gongylonematidae.